Molecule: messenger RNA, 2174 nt
Organism: Trichomycterus rosablanca
Lineage: Eukaryota; Metazoa; Chordata; Actinopteri; Siluriformes; Trichomycteridae
Gene: elmod2
Product: ELMO/CED-12 domain containing 2
Exons: 9
Coding region: 135-1031 (298 amino acids)
Cellular component (GO): membrane
Molecular function (GO): GTPase activator activity
Source: RefSeq, a predicted model, not a curated record
CUAGGUGUAUGGUGGAAUGGAAUUGAGAUUCAGCCCGUCAUUGUGGACCUGGUUCUAGCAGACCGUUCUAGUUAGCGCUAACCUAACUGUUAGUUCAUUCUGCAUUUUUAUUUAUAUUCAAGGUAUUACAGAGGAUGUUGGGCUGUAUCUGGGAAUACGUCUAUACAUCCUUUCUGCGCUUCUGUUUAAAGUGGUUUCUCAGACAAAUCACUGGAAAAUGUGAGCUACAGCGAAUCUGUGAUGCACAUGGUCCUGGAGCACAGAGGACAUCGCAGAUAGAAUUCUCCCUGAAAUCUUCAAAAAACAAGGUGUUAAGAGAUGCUGUGGAAGUAAAGGAAGAUGCCGUGGAUAACUUUGUGUUGCAAAUCAUGAAAGAAAAAAAUAUCCCAGAGCAAAAAGAUCCCAAGUUUAAGGUACAUCUUCAGCUGUGUCUCCUGCAAAUAAGCGGUUACAGCGCUCUCUUCACGGGGGUUGAAGAUCUUAGAAAAGAGGUGUAUGACUCAGACAAUGAAGACCAUGAGAAGAUGCUGCUUAAGUUGUGGGACUUGCUGAUGCCGUCAGUGAAGUUGGAAUCUCGAAUCACCAAGCAGUGGGGGGACAUCGGUUUUCAGGGCGAUGACCCAAAGACAGACUUCAGAGGGAUGGGCAUGCUUGGCCUGGUAAACCUCGUUUUUUUUAGUGAGAACUACACCCAAGAAGCACGGCAUGUCCUGUCCCACGCAAACCAUCCAAACCUGGGGUACUCUUAUGCCAUAGUGGGCAUUAACCUGACAGAGAUGGCCUACAGUUUAUUAAGGAGCGGCACUCUGAAGCCUCACUUCUACAACACAGUGGAGGGGAAACCAGAUCUGCACCAUUUCCACCAGCUCUACUGUUACCUGGUGUACGAGUUUGAUAAGUUCUGGGUGGAAGAGAAGCCUGCAAGUAUAAUGGAGUUUAACAUUUAUAGAGAGAAGUUCCACGACAAGAUGAAAGCCUACCUACAGGAUCCUGAGGUCACCCUGAUAUUAGAAGUGGACUCUAAAAACUGACCAGCAUUACAAAUAACUAAAGUUUUGAUUUAUGAAGUCUUUAAAAAUAUGACUGAAUUAUAGCUUUAUAAGCACUUUGUCUAUAUGCUUCCUAUUGUUGAAUAAGUAAGUUUUAUAUAAAAAAUGUUAAAUUAAACAACAGUUUAAAGAAAUCAGUAGGCCAGGAACCAUUUAGGUUUUCAGUUGUUUUGUUUAUAUAUGGUGAAGACCUCAGUUUUUAACUGUUUGUUAGGCAAAGAAGAAAAAUGUUCCAGAUUUGUUUACCGAUUGUGAAUCCAUUGCACACUGUUAUAUCAAGGAAAGCCAGAUAACCACACGCCCCAUUCAGUACGUGUCCAAUCUGCAGUCGCUUCUUUAUUAUUGGGUUCCCACACAGAGCCAUAUUGAGUGGACAUUACGCUAAGCUUCAUGUGACUCUUCCCUCAUUCACAUGGCACCUGGCCCAGAUCAGUAAAAUAAUAAAGUCGAUCAUAAAUUUGUUUUGUUAAUCUAAAGUUGCAUUAAAUCAUAUUGAAGAACUAAGAUGCCACAACAAGCGAUUUCACAGCUCACUUCUCACUGUGGUGUAUUUUUCAUCACAUUGUUUUGGUUCAAAUCUAAGGAUAAAUGAAACACUUCAGGUUUUUGAGGCAGCACUGCCUCAAUGUGACACUUCCCUCAUUCACACGGGCACCUGGGCCAGUCUCAGAGAUCGCAUAUGGCAGCAACAACAGGAGUCCCUGUCCAACCUUCUCACCCUCAGACACGGCCAAUUGUGUUUGUGUGAUUGCGUGGAUGUCCGGCCAGGUCGGUGACUCUGCUGAGAUUUGAAUGUGUGCUAGUGACUUGGACCUCUGUGCCACCCGUGUGCUCUUGAUAUGUAGAUUGAAAAGUAUCAUACUCCCAUUGGUCCAUAUAUUUUUACUGGUUUAAUGCACCUUAAUAUUCCAUCACUACUAAUAACCAACUAAUUAAUGCAAAUAAUUGUAUUGUUGGUCUUACAGUUAGAUUUAUUAAUGGUAGCGUAUUUAUAGCCUUAGUUUGUGGAAAAUCAAAACCUCAGCCUGUACAAACUUAUUGAAGUAUUUUCUGGCCUAGUGGGCUAGCUCUUUUUUUUGGUCCCCCAUAUAUUAAUAACAAUAAAAUGUUUGUUGGUUUCCUUUG